This is a messenger RNA of Emys orbicularis (European pond turtle), 4309 nucleotides long. It is a transcript of the gene EMSY, whose product is annotated as EMSY transcriptional repressor, BRCA2 interacting. NCBI's taxonomy places the organism in Eukaryota, Metazoa, Chordata, Testudines, Emydidae. Bases 115 to 4086 code for a protein of 1323 amino acids. The transcript has 20 exons. Gene Ontology annotation, biological process: regulation of DNA-templated transcription. Gene Ontology annotation, cellular component: nucleoplasm. The record is from RefSeq and is a predicted model, not a curated record.
GCCACUAAACAAACCCGAAGCUACCCGGGCUUUGCCGCUGAGGAGCCUUUAGAUGUUCCCGGAACGGCCGGGCAGGGAGGUUGAGCUCUGUGGGAGCACAAAGACAGAAAAAGAAUGCCUGUUGUGUGGCCAACCCUUCUGGAUCUCAGCAGGGAUGAAUGCAAGAGGAUUCUUCGCAAACUGGAACUGGAGGCAUAUGCUGGAGUUAUCAGUGCCUUGCGUGCACAGGGGGACCUUACCAAGGAUAAGAAAGACCUUCUUGGAGAACUCUCCAAAGUGCUUAGCAUUUCAACUGAGCGCCAUCGUGCUGAAGUUCGGAGAGCCGUAAAUGAUGAACGGCUAACAACUAUUGCGCAUAAUAUGUCCGGACCGAACAGCUCUUCAGAAUGGUCUAUAGAAGGUCGUCGACUGGUGCCGCUGAUGCCACGGCUGGUUCCACAAACAGCCUUUACUGUAACAGCUAAUGCUGUUGCCAAUGCAGCUAUUCAGCACAAUUCAUCUCUUCCCGUUCCUGCAGAAACUGGGAACAAAGAAGUGGUGGUUUGCUAUUCCUACACAAGUACCACUUCAACCCCAACAUCUACCCCUGUUCCAAGUGGCAGCGUAGCAACAGUGAAGUCCCCCAGACCUGCCAGUCCAGCCUCCAAUGUAGUCGUCUUGCCAAGUGGAAGUACUGUUUACGUCAAAAGUGUCAGCUGCUCAGAUGAUGAUGAAAAGCCCCGUAAAAGGCGACGAACUAACUCUUCUAGUUCCUCCCCUGUUCUUCUGAAAGAAGUCCCGAAGGCUGUCACUCCUGUCACUAAAACUAUCACGGUGCCUGUAAGUGGCAGCCCCAAGAUGAGUAAUAUCAUGCAGAGCAUUGCCAACUCCUUACCGCCACACAUGUCUCCUGUGAAAAUAACGUUCACUAAACCCUCAACACAGACGACAAACACAACAACACAGAAGGUGAUCAUAGUAACCACCUCUCCAAGUUCAACAUUUGUACCCAACAUUCUCUCCAAGUCUCACAACUACGCAGCAGUCACUAAACUUGUUCCAACAUCUGUCAUUGCCUCAACUACUCAGAAGCAACCAGUGGUUAUAACAGCUUCUCAGUCCUCUUUGGUCAGUAGCGGCAGCAACUGUUCCACUCCAAAUACCAUUGCUGUGACUGCUGUGGUGUCAUCAACACCAUCAGUGGUUAUGUCAACGGUAGCACAAGGUGUGUCCACGUCGGCGAUUAAAGUUGCAUCCACCAGACUACCUUCCCCAAAAAGCUUGGUGGGGACCCCAACCCAGAUUCUAACACAGUUUCCCAAACAGCAUCAGCAGACCCCAAAACAGCAGCUGCAUCAAAUACAACAGACCCAGCAGCAGCUGUCACAGUCUUCUCCUGUAGCACAUCAGCAGCAAUCACAACAGUGUCAGUUGCCACCUGGCAUCAAGCCCACCAUUCAGAUCAAACAAGAAUCAGGUGUUAAAAUAAUCACUCAACAGGUGCAGCCCAGUAAAAUCCUACCCAAACCAGUUACAGCGACUUUGCCCAGCAGUAGCAAUUCACCUAUUAUGGUGGUUAGCAGUAAUGGGACUAUCAUGACAACUAAACUGGUCACUACUCCCACUGGGACACAAGCAACAUAUACUCGUCCAACGGUAAGCCCCUCUAUUGGGGCUCGGAUGGCUGGAACUCCAGGCGCUGCCACUUAUGUGAAAACAACCAGUGGCAGCAUCAUUACUGUAGUGCCGAAAUCGCUGGCUACACUGGGAGGCAAGAUUAUAAGCAGUAAUAUUGUUUCUGGAACUACAACCAAAAUUACUACAAUCCCAAUGACAUCCAAGCCCAAUGUGAUUGUUGUGCAAAAGACUACUGGAAAAGGAACAACUAUUCAAGGACUUCCAGGCAAAAAUGUUGUUACAACAUUGUUAAAUGCUGGGGGGGAGAAAACUAUUCAAGCAGUGCCAGCAGGAGCAAAACCUGCCAUCAUCACUGCAACCAGGCCCAUCACAAAAAUGAUUGUCACACAGCCGAAAGGAAUAGGAUCUACUGUCCAGCCAGCCACCAAAAUCAUCCCAACCAAAAUUGUUUAUGGGCAGCAAGGGAAAACACAGGUUCUCAUAAAACCAAAGCCAGUGACAUUUCAAGCUACGGUUGUGAGUGAGCAGACAAGGCAGUUGGUAACUGAAACAUUGCAGCAGGCAUCCAGGGUGGCAGAGGCAGGAAACGCCUCUCUCCCAGAAGUGAAAGAAGAACCACAGAGCUACACUGAUAGCAGCUCCUCUUCUACAGAGUCCUCCCAGAGCUCCCAGGAUUCCCAGCCUGUCGUUCACGUGAUUGCGUCUAGAAGUCAGGACUGGUCAGAACAUGAAAUUGCUGUGGACACCAGCCCCACAAUAAUUUAUCAAGAUGUAUCCAAUGAAUCGCAAUCAGCUACUUCUACAAUAAAAGCACUGCUGGAACUUCAGCAGACAACAGUGAAGGAGAAGUUAGAAUCAAAACCAAGACAACCUACCAUUGACCUGAGCCAAAUGGCAGUUCCUAUUCAGAUGACUCAGGAGAAGAGGCAUUCUCCAGAAAGCCCUUCCAUUGCUGUGGUAGAAUCAGAAUUAGUUGCUGAAUAUAUCACAACUGCUACUACAGUUAGUUCUGGGGAAGUGCCAUUGACCUCUUUACUUUCAGUCAGUCAUCGGUCUCAGCCCCACCAGCAGUCAUCCCAGCCCCAGAGGACUCUGCUGCAGCAUGUGGCUCAGUCGCAGACAGCAACACAGACUUCUGUUGUGGUGAAAUCUAUCCCUGCAUCUUCCACAGGCGCAAUUACCCAUAUCAUGCAGCAGGCUUUAAGCAGCCACACUGCAUUUACCAAACACAGUGAACAACUUGGAACUGAGGAAGGAGAAGUGGAAGAGAUGGAUACCCUAGAUCCUCAGACUGGUCUAUUUUACAGAUCUGCCCUGACGCAGUCACAGGCACAAAAACAGCAGAAACUGAGUCAACCACAGCUGGAACAGACUCAACUGCAAGUGAAAACGCUGCAGUGCUUCCAGACUAAACAAAAGCAAACCAUCCACCUGCAGGCUGAUCAGAUCCAGCACAAACUCCCACAAAUGCCCCAGCUUUCUAUCCGGCAUCAAAAGCUAACCCCACUUCAGCAAGAGCAAGCACAGACCAAACCAGAUGCACAGCACACCCCACACCACAUGAUGGCCAAAGAAAGGCAACUCCCUACCUUAGUGGCACAGCCACAGCAAACUGUAGUACAGGUGCUUGCAGUAAAAACCACGCAGCAGCUGCCCAAACUGCAACAGGCACCAACGGCACAAAAAAUCUACAUGCAACCCCAACCCCCCCAGAGUCAGUUGCAGCUACCUGCCUCUUCAGAGAAACAGCCCGCAAGCCAGGUGCAGCAGCCAAUUAUAACUCAAGGAUCCACUGUUACAAAGAUAACUUUUGAGGGGCGACAGCCUCCUACUGUUUCAAAGGUAGCAGGCGGCAAUUCUGUGCCCAAACUGGCAUCGCCAGUUACAAGCCUAUUACCCAUGCAGGCAUCUGUGAAGACAGCAGUAGCAGACAUUUUGAAAAUGUCUAUGAUGGAAGCUCAGAUUGACACAAACAUAGAACAUAUGGUAGUGGAUCCCCCAAACAAGGCCAUGUCCACUAGUAAACUCGCUAGUGAAGCAGAAUCAUCACCUCGGAUCCAGGUGCCAAGGGUGACUGCAGUAGGGAUGACGGCAACUUCCAUCUCUCAGCAACUGAAAUGCAAAGAGUCCUGUUCAAGUCCUCCUGCUGCUGAUCCUGCUUUAACAGAGAAGAAAGUGGAUGCACAAGGAGUGCCUUCAACAAACCAGUUUAUACACAUUCAGAAUAUAUCCCAAAAGAAAGCUGAAGAGAUUGCAUCUGAAAUUAUUAUCCAGACUAUCCCUCAAUACUCCAUCCCUUGUCACUCCAGCUCCAAUGUGGUAGUGGAACCCAGUGGGCUCCUGGAGCUCAAUAACUUUACUAGUCAACGUCUUGAUGAUGAGGAGACAGCAAUGGAACAAGAUGUGGACAGCAGUACUGAGGAAGGCACUGAGCCCAGCCCCUCUCAAAGUUCUGCUGAACAAUCCUAAUGAAUUGGGACACUGGAGUGCACUUUAAAUUCAUCUUGGCAAUUGAGUGUCCAAGAUGCCGUUGUAUUGUGAUGUAUUAGAGCACUUUGCCUAUUAGAGUUGUUCAUUGGACCCUUGAAGCAUCAGUGUGUUUUAACAAGACAGUAUUGCAGAAACGACAUCUUAAAAUUGUUUCAAAAAAGAUGGUUACCAAGAUACAGUAAACCUGUGACAGUGGAAUGUA